Molecule: messenger RNA, 668 nt
Organism: Musa acuminata AAA Group (dessert banana)
Lineage: Eukaryota; Viridiplantae; Streptophyta; Magnoliopsida; Zingiberales; Musaceae
Exons: 1
Coding region: 23-538 (171 amino acids)
Source: RefSeq, a predicted model, not a curated record
UCACACCGUUGUGGAUGAAGCUAUGAAAGAGAAAAAGAUGGACGAGUUCAGCUUCCCCACCAUCGUGACGGAACACGAGCUCAUCCCCGACCUCCCGUUCCCCAGCCUUGCCGCCACCUCCCUCUGGUUCCACUCCCCCGAGGCAGACAGCAGCCAGCUCCGUCGAAGCUUCUCCGAGGGAGGCGCCCACAUCGCCACCACAUGCCGAAGAGCCCUCCGGCCGAGCUCCCCCGCGGUGCUCAGCGACUACGGCUGCAGCGGCGAAGAGGAGAGGAUGGACAUGCUCUGGGAGGACUUCAACGAGGAGUUCUAUCGCGCCGGGGACCCGCGGGGCGCGGCGGGGAGGAGAUCGAUGGGCAUGGACGUACUGGCCGGUGAAGGAGGCUUGCUGGCCAAGAAGGAGCUGCGGCUGGAGGUGUCGAAGAGCCGCCCCCUGCGCCGGAAACCUGCCAUUGUGGUGAUGCUAAGGAUGCUGAAGAAGAUGUUCAUCGCGCAGAAGACUCACUCUGAUGGCAGAAAGCCGAAGCAACAAAAGUAGGAGAGUUGAGUUCCUUCGAUGCAGCAGCUGAUUUAUUUGCAAGACGACGCUACAAACAACGUUAAGAGGGAUGGAGGUCGAUUUCAAGUUUCAGUAGAAAAAAAGCCUAUAUAUAUAUAUAUAUAUAUAU